AUGGGUUCUAGUGUUUCAAUGGCAACUUCAACUCGUAUUCCAGCCAUGAACGAUUCCAUUCCCAUCAACAACUUGGGUGCAAUGACUCACUCGAGACUGAAUUCUCGUCGAUUGAAAGCAUCGAGUGAAAUAUCCGAUGAUGCAACAACACAUUCACCAAAAUUUCCACUUAAACGCUCUCCUCUUUCAGACUCUUCCAAUGACAUCCAACGGACAGAGAAACCAACCAUUAAUGUCAUUGAAAAGAAAUCCCUAAUUCCAUCCUCACAUGCAAAUGUGAUGUUCACACCACCUAAAAAACAACAAAGUCCAUUACCAGACUCGUCGUCUUCAUUACUCACACGUGCAAUUAUUUCAGGAAUUGAAGAUGAACAUGACAUUACUCGAGUCGACUUGGAGUGUGCACAACCAGUUGCAGAAAUCUCUUCUCGAAGAAGGAGCUCACAAUAUAGUACCUCUACCAGGCCUGAAUCCUUAAACUCCCGUUAUGAAUGGACGAAUUCAAAUUCGACCUCUUCGACGUUUCUUUCUACUGACAGUAUUUCCAACUCGAGUUCACUCAUCUCUUUGACAGGUUCCAACGACCAUUCAUUGGAAGAAGAAGACUCAACAGAAGACGCAGAUGAAACAAAUUCUGAAGAAGAGUUUGAUUCGUAUCAACCAAAAUCCUCAGUUUCCUUUUCUUCACUCAAAAAGAUGUUAUCCAAAGAUUUGUAUCCAUCACACACUUCUCGUUUUUCAGCUCCUUCCAAAGUCAUCCAAGCGAGUCGAGAUGAAUUAUUUCCUCAUGAUCCAUCAUUGUCAGCAACUCCACCAAAAUCACAUCACUUGAAUAUUGGAAACAACAAGUGCUGUGGUCAUUUUGGAAAUUGUGAAUAUCGAAUUAUCAUAACACCUCCUCCUUAUAGUCCCUCUUCAAAUGCAUCCAUUUUGAACAUUUCAAGUAAAACCAUUGAGGAAGAACGAAAUGAAAAAAAGAAAAUAAUUCUCGAAAAGCGAAGAAAAUUGUAUUAUAUUCAAAGUUUACGAAAGAGUCCACUCAUGGUUUCAUCAUCAAGAAUAUUGUCGAAAGAAUAA
Naegleria lovaniensis is the source of this 1077-nucleotide messenger RNA. RefSeq lists its product as uncharacterized. Lineage: Eukaryota; Heterolobosea; Eutetramitea; Acrasida; Naegleriidae. Bases 1 to 1077 code for a protein of 358 amino acids. The transcript has a single exon. The record is from RefSeq and is a predicted model, not a curated record.